Molecule: messenger RNA, 1842 nt
Organism: Saccostrea echinata
Lineage: Eukaryota; Metazoa; Mollusca; Bivalvia; Ostreida; Ostreidae
Exons: 5
Coding region: 463-1341 (292 amino acids)
Source: RefSeq, a predicted model, not a curated record
UGAGGUAUUCGAGAUAAACAACAUGGCGUACGCUUCGUACACCGUUCAGAAAUUGAAAAAAGAAUUGAUGUUGCGCGGCGCUGUAACUACGGGAAGAAAAACAGAUCUCAUAGAAAGGUUGGAAGCAUACGAACGAAAUUUUAACUUUAGCGGUCCCGUAAUAGAGCUGCCAGCGGAAAGGAAGGUAGACUGGCCCACUACUGGGUAUAAACAAAUAACAUCAGAGCAUUAUGACUUAAUGCCACAUAUAUCAGAAGCCCAUAUCGAAGGAUAUUUUCAAUACAGACAAGCAGUUGACAGGCAAAUGAUGGGCAAUACAAAGGCGAUUGUGAAAGGAAAAUUGCUCUUGGAGUCAGAGAGAGUUGAAGCACUGAGUAUUAACUGUCAACAUGAGGACUUUUAUCUUACAGGAUUUGUCAGAGCAGCAAUGAAGAAAAAGGCUCCCCCAUAAAAGCAGAAGACAUGCCUUGUCGGUACAACCCAGAUCUUAGUGACCCAAGACCUCAGAAAUACAGAGGAAUUGCUGGAUACAACGAUUAUGUGAGCAACAUUUUAACCAAUUACUGUGCUUUAACGUCAGCAGAUUUAUCUUUCAAGUACAUGAAGCCCAAGGCAUUUAUCAACUUUGCAGUACUGGACCAUGAUUACUUGGACCUGCCAUUCACUGAAUAUUGGAUAGAUGCAGCUCAGAAUGUUUCAGAUAGGGACAUUGCCCGCAUCGAACACAGAACUAGGAAACAGAAUCUGUCGAAAGUUUGGCACCAAGAGAGAGAAUGGCAUUUGACAGCUUCCAGGUUUGGGGAUAUUUGCAAAGCUACUGAUCCAUGUAACAGACUGAAGCUGUGUUCUAGCAUCUUUAAACCUCUUAAACUGAAAACACCAGCUGUCUUAAAUGGCCAACAGUAUGAAGCUGUAGCAAGACAAACAUUUCAAGAAAAAAUGGGUUUCAAAGUAAAGACUUGUGGUCUUUUCAUAGACUCGGAGAACAAUUAUUUGGCUGCUUCGCCCGAUGGCAUUAUUGGAGAAAAUGCUAUUGUUGAAAUUAAAUGUCCAUAUAAGGGUAGAGAUCGUAAGAUUGCUGCAGACAAGUUUUUCCCAUUCUUGCUAGAGGAUGAUGAUGGUGUAUUGCAUUUAAAACAGAAUCAUAAUUAUUAUAUGCAGGUGCAAGGGCAGCUUAAUGUUUGUAAAAAAGAGAAGUGUUUCUUUGUUGUUUACACAUUUGUAGAUAUUUUUGUGGAAGAAAUCAAUGUUGAUAGAGUUUACUUCUGUGGUUGCAUGCUACCAAAGUUAGAGUUGUUUUAUAAAAAACACUACAGAAAAUUUCUUGCUGAAAAAUUGUAAAUUGAUGUCAUAAAUCUGCAGUUUAAGCUUUUUCUGUGAAGACUUGUACAUAAAUUGUUCAUUUCAUUUCUAUAUGGAUAAUAUGAUGAUAUUUGCAGGUUUUUUUUUUAGAAAAGCCUUUUACAUCUGUUAAGAUCAGCACAGUAUUUUGAUUGUUUAUCAAAACUUAACAUGGUCAUUAUAGUGCACUGUUGUAAUUGAUAACAUUUUUUUACCAUUGAAACUAUGGUUCUAUAUUACAAAAUGUAGAUUUUCAGUAGUCAACCUGGAAUUUAGAAUAAUCCAAGAGAAAUGUUUAUGAAGUUAUUAAUGGUUUGUAAAGAGGUGAAGAGGUGUAUAGAGAUAAUUAUAAAGAUGUAUCCACUUGCUGCUUUAAGACAGAAUUAUGUAAGAAACAACAGUUAAUUAAGUACAAUGUGAAAAUGUUAGAUUGAAUAAUGCAAGUGUAACUGAAAUCAUUGUUUUUAUUCUACAACAUGUAUUAAAUAAUAUUCAUUUGAA